AUGGAUGGACAUUCUAAUGGAGAUUGGAGAUUACAGCAUGGGCCUGAUCUACGAGCAAAGGUUAUUGCCGCAAUAGUGCAGAAGUUAAAUAUGUGUUUUCCUACUCACAUUGAUGGUCUUAACAAGACAGCUAUCUCAUUCGAGAAUAAGAUCUAUGGUGUGGCCAAAGAUAAGGAUGAUUACUUGCGAAAAAUCAGCGAAAAAGUAUUUGCUGUCAUUAGAAAAUUCACAACUGGUUCUUCAGCCAAUGGAGCUCAUUCUCCAAAUCCAGCAGCUCAAUCUCUGAAUCAAGGACAAUCACUUCCCACCUCGUUGACAUAUGCACAGACUCCAACAAGCCAGCAACGGUUACCUCAAAGCAACAUCCAGAGAAAUCUGAACAUUCUUGACUCUUCUGGUUUGCCCACUCAGGCUCCUAUAACCGUUUCCGCGGCUCAGAAUCUAAACAUUCAAAUGGGUGAAGGAGUUGCAUCAAAUCUUGGUCCCCGUACUCAAAGACAGAUUCAGGGAAGGCAACAGCUUCUUCAGCAUCCUCAACAGCAGCAACAGAGUUCUAACACCAUGUACCAGCAAAGUUUGUUAAGACAACAGCAGUUGCCUCAUCAUACAUCACUAUCUCCUGUUAAGCAAUCCUUUCCUCAGUCUUCUGCUCUUUCUAGUCAACCAUCAUCAAGCCAACAAAACUCUCAGUUCUUGCCAAGACAUACACAGCGGGUCCAUUCUAGUCAUCAACAGCAGAUGGAUGUGCCGUCACAGAAACAGAAUCAUCUAACAUCACCACAAAACAAUGGGGAGAAACAACGAACCUCUCAGCAGAAGAAUAUGGCUAGCUUUAAUGUGCAUGGAUCAAGUUUUCUUGGUACUCAAGGCCAAGAGGUGGACCAGUAUCAACCAAGGAUGCUACAAUAUUUGGAAGAUAAACAAAGGUUUCAAGCAGCAGAUUCUUUGCACCAAAGCCAGAACUUAGCAGACCAACAGAAAAAGCCAUAUCAACUGCAAACAGCCCAUCAGACAAACCGAUCUACUUUUCAAGAUGCUACAAGCAAGGUGGUAAAUACCAGUGGUGAUGACUGGCGAGAAGAGACCUAUCAGAAGAUAAAAGCUCUCAGGGAGAAGUAUAUACUUAUUCUGACUGCAUUGUUCAAAAAACUAUCUGAUAGAGUGCAAGAGGUUGAUUCUCAUCCUCAACAAAAGAUGAUGUCAUCUGAGUGGGUUAAAAAGCUAAGGACGGGAAGAGCGGUGAUGGAACAAGUUCUUAUGUUCUUAAAUGUCAGUAGGAGCAGUGUAUCAGAGAAGCACAGAGAUAUGUUUAGUGUAUAUGAGGCACAUGUAUUGAAUUUCACUAAAACUAAGAGUGCAAAGCAGCAACAACAAGUGCAUUUCCCUCCUUCUCAGAUCAAUCAAACAGCAUCACAUUCCCUUGACAAACAUCAAAUGAACUCAAGUCACCAAAACGGGCCCUUAUCUUCAGUACCUGGCCUGAAGACAAGGCCUAAGAUGGAACCAAAAGAUGACAUUAUGUCCUCAUCAGGAGAUGUCAUGGUACAUUCUCUUGAACAGAAGCCACAGCUGGUCAUACACUCUACUAUCAGCCCAGCUCAUCAACAGCUAUUGCAGAGGCCGCAGCAAGAACCACAAAAGAACCAGCAGCAGCAGCAGCAGCUUCAAAAACCGGAAAAUGAGAUGAAUGAUGUUAGGAUGAGGCAAAGGGUCAACAGUAAAUCUGAGUUGCUUCAGCAGAAACAUCUCUCAACGAGUCAGCGCCAGCUUCCAAAGACACUGGCUUCUCCAGCACGUACAUCCUCUUCUCCUCACUUGAUGGAGAAGCAGACUAUUCCUACACCAUUGAACAAAACACCAGCUCAGGAGCAUCCUCCUCUGGUUACUCCCUCUCCAGAGCCAAUCACAGAGCGGCCUAUUGAUCGUCUCAUAAGAGCUAUUAAAUCAUCAUCACCUGAAUCCUUGGCACAAUCAGUAAGUGAGAUGCGCUCGGUCAUCACCAUGAGUGACAGGCUUGCUGGUUCGGUCUACUCCAUUGGAGAAUCUAGAGAUCGUUUUGUCGAGGAUUUGAGUGAGGGGACAAGGUUUCGUUUGCAAGAAGGAGACACAAAUCCAACAAAGAGAUUUAAGCGCUCAGUUACAGCAACACCUCUAGAUAUCACAUCACAAACUGAUCAUAGCCACAAGACUGAGCCUAGUUAUGCUCUCUUGCAAGAAAUCAAUGAAAUAAAUAAGAGACUUUUUGAGACAGUAGUGAGUAUAUGCAAUGAAGAUGUUUGUCAAAGUGAAGAAGUUACUUCAAGAACAGUCGUCGUUACGUGUUCUUAUGUUCCUGUGGCUAUCAGUGCCACAUUCAAAGCUCUUUACAAUUCAGGACAUGUCUCACAGAUUCAGCCUUUACACUUACUAGUUCCUGAGAAUUAUCCAAAUUCCCCGAUAAUUCUAGAUAAUCUCCUCUUUGAUACCACCAGUGAACACAAGUAUGAGGAUUUAUCUGCAAGGACCAGAUCGAGGUUUGGUUUGUCAAUGAGGAAACAUUCAGAACCAAUGUCUCUUAAAGAAAUAGCUAAAGUUUGGGAUGAGUGUGCGAGGGCUACAAUGGUUGAGUAUGCUGAGAGACAUGGUGGAGGCACUUUCAGUUCCAAGUAUGGUCGUUGGGAGUCUGUUCUCAGAGAUUCAUGA
Molecule: messenger RNA, 2682 nt
Organism: Eruca vesicaria subsp. sativa (arugula)
Lineage: Eukaryota; Viridiplantae; Streptophyta; Magnoliopsida; Brassicales; Brassicaceae
Source: the annotation of a GenBank genome assembly